Messenger RNA from Phalacrocorax carbo (great cormorant), 2763 nucleotides. The record is from RefSeq and is a predicted model, not a curated record. NCBI's taxonomy places the organism in Eukaryota, Metazoa, Chordata, Aves, Suliformes, Phalacrocoracidae.
CCGCGGCAGGGCUGCGGCCGGCUCCUCGCUGCGCAGGCGCGGCGGCUGCCGGCGGCGGUGACUGGGGCCCGCCGGUCCCGCGGCGGGGGGGCGGCGGUGCUGCUGCUGUUGUUGCUCUUGUCGCCAUCCCGUCCCAGCCCCGCUGCCAUCAUGAAGAUCUGGACCUCGGAGCACGUUUUCGAUCACCCCUGGGAAACGGUAACGACGGCUGCCAUGCAGAAGUACCCAAAUCCCAUGAACCCCAGCGUGGUUGGCGUCGAUGUCCUAGACAGACACGUAGACCCUAGUGGGAAGUUGCACAGCCACAGGCUCCUCAGUACAGAGUGGGGAAUACCCUCCAUUGUGAAAUCUCUCAUUGGGACCUGCAGAACAAAGACAUAUGUUCAGGAACACUCUGUUGUUGACCCAGUGAAAAAAACGAUGGAGCUUAAAUCCAGUAAUAUUUCAUUUACAAACCUAGUGUCAGUAGAUGAGAGGCUUGUCUAUAAACCGCACCCUUACGAGCCAGACAAAACCAUUUUGACACAAGAAGCAAUAAUAUCUGUAAAAGGUGUCAGUCUCAGCAGUUACCUAGAAGGGCUAAUGGCAAACACAAUUUCCUCCAAUGCCAAUAAAGGCCGUGAAGCAUUGGAAUGGGUAAUUAAUAGACUGAACGCUGAAAUUGAAGAGCUCACAGCUUCAGCAAGAGGAACCAUGAGGAAUUCAAUGGCAGCAGCAGCAUUUGUAGAGAAAUGAUAGUAAAUAUACCCAUCUUACUAAUGAGGUUUAACAAUCCAAAGCUCCUCUCCAAACCUAAACAUGUGUAUCCUUUGUUAUUUAAAGGCAUACCUUGUGUACUAGGCACGUUUCAAAUUUAAUUUGGAGAAAAGCUGAUUUCUUACUAAUGAGGCUGAUGCGCAAAGCCUAGUUAAUAUAUUGGUUCAGCUGGACCGAAUUUCGGUUACAGAUGAAGAAAUAAUUUUUGAGUAUAGUUCCUGUAUUUACAUGAACACUAACUUAUAAUGUUUUCAGAUAUGAAAUAGCCUCAUUUAGUGAUGAGGCUGCAUAUGGUGGAGGAGAGUGGCAUGUUAGGUUAACUUCUGUGGAAUUUUUACUUUUGUGUGACUUACGGACUACCUCCUUUGGGACCAAGCCCAAAAUGAAGCAGAAUGGUUUGUUCUGUUUGUCAAUUUUUGAUAGUUGCGUGAUACAACUUGGUUUAAUAGAACAUUUAUUACUUGACGCUUGAAAUACAAAAGAAUGUACAAAAUAUUUUCUUAUAAGCUUUUUAACUUGUUUGGCUGAACUAAUGUGGUACUCAAACUGUUUUUCAGUCAAUAUAGGGAAAACAUACAGUGUCUCUUAUCUACUAAGACCUAAAUUCUGUUCCUAAAUGCAACAUUAGUGAGCUGGGUGUGCAGUAACUUAAAAUUUUGUCUUAAACUUCUAGAAUAAGAUCUCCAUGUCUAAAAGCCAUUAAAUAAAGGGGUACAAUAAGCACAGAGCCUCGAAAUCUUGCAAGCUGCUCGGGCAUCUAAGAAUGGUAGGUGUUCGCUUCAAAAUUUCAAAGCAGCACGUAAAGGACUAAAAAAACCUUUGUGAAGUUGGCUAAAGAGAUACGUAACCCUAAGAGGAAGUGAUAUUAAAGAAUGCUGAUGGUACACUCAUUAACUUGAUUGUGCUCCAAAAAUAACCCAUUACAUCACCUGAAUAUUGUGUUGUCCUUUAAAUUAAACAUGGUGUUCUACGUUCCAGAAGGUCCUUUACCUCUUGAACUAAUUUGCUCACGACACAAGGUUGUUAAUUUUAAAACCUUGAGCAUAAAAAGUUUUCUACAGUUUGUGUUUGUUUCUUGGUACUCGCUGUAGAUUCCUGGUACUGUCAUCAGUCAUGAGCUGUGGGAACUUAACGGUCGGACCUUGACAUCCUUCCUCCCGUCCUCCACCAGCCUGCUGGUGGCCCUGGUGACUCCAGCAGAGGCUGGCUGUCCCGUGAGGCUCCUUCCGUGUGAAGGAAAAAUGGAAGGACACAGCCCUGAAUUAGCUGAUGCUGUGUUUUGUGCCACAGGCUCUUCCUGGAAUUUCGAUUCUGAGCUUACAAGUAAUUUCAAGACCCUCUCUUAGCCUUCAAGAACUGUAAUGUCACCUGCUCCGGCACAUUUUCCAUUGCAUGCCAUUUCUGUUAUAUCAGAAUUGCCUGUUGGGUAGUGUCUGCUAUGUAGAGAAUCAGAGCUUAUUUUCAGUGGUAACCACAUGGGAACACAAUCUUCUGUAAGAUUUGUGUAGGGGGAAAAAACAAGUAUAUCUAUAACUUCUAAAAAUUUAACUAUUCUAACUAUUUUUCUAAAAAUAAAUGGUUUGAGACUACCUUAAUAAACUGACAUCACUGAGGUUUGCCAUGCUUUUACAGGUUAUUACAACUGAAACAGCAUUUCAAUUUUAAGUGUAUGUGAAACUUCUGCAAAACUUCACCAUCAUUUCUGAUAAAAAUGCAAUGCUUGAAACUGACUUUAAAUGUUUGUUUAGCCAUUAGCAUCACUUGGCAUCUUAGAGUCAAUUUUUUUUCUUUUCCUAAUUUAUCUGCACUAAGGCCUGUAUAGUACGAACUCACAGUUUGCCCUUGCACUGAAAAAGGUUUAAUUUUUGCAAGCAUUUGACAACUUCUUGAAAGAUCAUUACUUUUUGUUCUAUUUUAUUUAUAUGCCUGCAUUCUCACAUUCUGUCAGGAAGUAUGGCUUUCUGUAUGUUGUGCUUUUUAAAUAAAAUUUUAUCUGAGUUCUGGCUA